Molecule: messenger RNA, 2160 nt
Organism: Trichomonas vaginalis G3
Lineage: Eukaryota; Parabasalia; Trichomonadida; Trichomonadidae
Product: ankyrin repeat and SOCS box-containing protein 4 family
Exons: 1
Coding region: 1-2160 (719 amino acids)
Molecular function (GO): protein binding
Source: RefSeq, a predicted model, not a curated record
AUGUCUGAUCAAAACAUUCAACAAAAUAAAUAUGGCGAAUUGCGAAGUAUCUACAAAUACUACAUCGAUGCGUACAUUACGUUGUAUCAGCUGAAAACGGAAAAAGAAGAAGAUUUAAACUCGAUUUACCAAAUGAUCAAAACAGAAUUGAUUGAAUCAAAGAAACAUCUUCCUCAAAACAUCAUAAGGGAUAUUUUAGAUAUGAUCCCAUAUAAUAAUCGCUAUACAAAGUCGUAUUUAACUCUUGCCAAACUCAUAUCUGAUGAAUAUCAAGUCAAAGAUAUCAGCAAUGUUAACCCUAUUUCAAACUUCUUGUUUUACAAAGAGUAUGGAAUUAAAUUAAACAAGUCUACUAAUUUCGCAGAAAUUAAUCCAGAAAAUGUUGAUAUUCAUACAGAAAAUACAAUUUACAAAGCUAUUAUGUGUAAUGAAAAAGAACAAUUUAUUUCAUUCACAGAAAGAGAAGGAUUUGAUAAAGAUCAAAUUCUUAUUAGCAAAUUAUAUCCAAGUCUCUAUUUAUCUGAAAGAUAUACAUUGCUUGAAUUAUGCUGUUACCAUGGAGCCGUUGAUUGUUUCAAAUUCUUAAGAACAAAAUUUGACUCAAAAAUAACUGAAACAUGUCUUGUUUUUUCAUUUUUAGGAGGAAAUCCAGAGAUCAUGAGUGAAUGUUUGAAAUAUCAAAGACCAAAUGACAAAUGCAUGGAAUAUGCAAUUAUUUCACACAACAUUGAUUUUGUUGCAUUCUUGAUGAAUGAAUAUGAUAAAACAAUCAGUUUACAAGUUUGUGGAAUACAUAAAAUUCUUGAAGCAUUUUUAGUUUAUUUCGAUCAAACUGAUGCAUCUAACAAAUGUUUUGUUUAUUCCGCAAUGUUCAAUUUUCCAUCACUUGCCGAAUAUUUUCUUUCGCAUGGUGGAUAUAUUAAUGAAAAAGAUGAAUUUGGACAUACCGCUCUUCAUCAUGCGGCACGCAAUAAUAAUACCGAAAUGGUCGAAUUUCUCAUUUCACAUGGCGCAAACAUCUCCGAAAGAGAUUAUGAAUCGGAAACUGCUCUUCAUUAUGCAGCACAUUAUAAUUGUAAAGAAACAGCCGAACUUCUUAUUAGAUUUGGUGCCGAUCUUUCUGAAAGAGAUCAUGAUGGACAAACUGCUCUUCAUUAUGCAGCACAUUAUAAUUUUAAAGAAAUAUCUAAUCUUCUUAUUUCACAUGAUGCUCUUAUCAAUGAAAAAGAUAAGAAUGGAAAAACCGCUCUUCAUUGCGCUGCAUGUAAUAAUUGUCCCAAAGAAACAGCUGAAUUUUUUAUUUCGCAUGGUGCAAACAUCAAUGAAAAAGAUGGACAAGGAAAAAUCGCUCUUCAUUAUGCAGCAUUGAAAGACAAUAAAGAAACAACUGAAUUUCUUAUUUUGCAUGGUGCAAAUAUCAAUGAAAAGAUAAUAAUGGAAAAUCUGCUCUUCAUUAUUCAGCAGAAUACAAUUGUCAAGAAACAGCCAAUCUUCUUAUUUCGCAUGGUGCGAAUAUCAAUGAAAAAAGAUAAAUAUGAAAGAACCGCUAUUCAUUAUGCAGCAUUGACAAACAAUAAAGAAACUUCCAAUCUUCUUAUUUCACACGGUGCAAAUGUCAACGAAAGUGAUAAAUAUGGAAAAACUGCUCUUCAUUAUACAGCAGAAAAUAAUUUUAAAGAAACAGCCGAAAUCCUUAUUUCUCAUGAUGCGAAUAUCAAUGAAAAAGAUAAAUAUGGACAAACAGCUCUUCAUCUUGCAAUCAAUGCAAAUCAUAAAGAAGUAGCCGAACUUCUUGUUUCGCAUGGUGCAAACACCAACGAAAAAGAUGAACAAGGAAAAACCGCUCUUCAUUAUGCAGCAGAAUAUAAUAGAAAAGAAUUAGCCGAACUUCUUAUUUCGCAUGGUGCAAACAUCAAUGAAAAAGAUAGACAAGGAAAAACCGCUCUUCAUUAUGCAGCAUCGAAAAACAGUAAAGAAACAGUUGAACUUCUUAUUUCGCAUGGUGCAAACAUCAAUGAAAAAGAUGGAGAAGGAAAAACUGCUCUUAAUUAUGCAGAUGAUGAGAAUCGUAAAGAAAUGGCAGAACUUCUUAUUUCUCAUGGUGCAAUAAAGUAUUCUUCCUUCAACAGAUUCAUCUCUUCUUUAUUCGAAAAGAAAUAA